AUUAUGAAUCCGAAUGUGGAUAAGUGUCGGUGCCGCACAAAAAAUGUCUAGGUGGUAUUGGUAUAACCUUCUCGUCUGCAUGCAGCCAAGGUUAUGAUCAAGUACUUAGAUGUUUGCAUAUAGUAGUCCAUAUCAACUCAAAAGUUGUUUCAUGUGUAAGCACUUACAGACGACGUGACGCGGAUUUGGGACUCAGCUCGCUUUGUUCCACAUUGCAGUCAUCCGAAACCGGCACAUGCGGCAGAAAACUGUCACGUAUAGAAGCACAGCGAAUGCGAAAAUAUGAUGUACGACGUCGCCAAGUAGACAACUGUUCACGUGCCAAGAGCGUGUCAAACCGACUGAACCUUUUUCGUUUGCACAUCUUUGGAGAAGCAGGAACCUGACGCGAUUGCUGGUGUGCCAGAUGUGGGUGAUGGGUCUCCGAAAAUUAGCGGAUUUUUAUCGAAGUGAAAAGUUGUGCGCUCCCCCCCACACAUCAUCAUGUUUCGAUUUCUACUGUCGUGUGAUAUUUCCCACGUUGGUUGAUGCAAGGGAGUUGUCUUGCUAGUAUGCUUGUCGGGUUGGACUUACUCAAUAUCGGCGCAUCAUCUGCGCAGCGCUUGUUCCCAAAGGAAUCCGUUGCAUACUGGAGCGCUGCCAUUUUCGGAUUGUAACGCAUGUUCGGUAAAAGCAAAAGGACAUACAGUGCCAGUGCGUGAUGUUGCUAGCGCUUGCAAAACGCAACAGCUCCACCAUCGGAAACAGCAUCCUGGCACGGACAACAUGCGUUUUUUGGGUGCGGGAGAACUCUUUUCAACGUGAUAAUGCCUGGCCAAGACGACUACAUAUGCAGAUGCUCACGGAGAAGGACAAUGCACUGGUGACACAUGGUCGGAGUUCCAACAAGGCGUCUGCGACCGAGUAUCUAAGGCGACGAUUGUCCCGGCUGCUCAUCGCUCUCCACCACACGCGCACUGAUCAAUAUUCUUCAGUUUGACCACCGCAACAUAUUCUUCAGUUUGACCACCGCAGCAUUUAGGGCCUUGAACAUUUGAUGCCGUGCCCGGGCACGGAAAGAAAGAAAGAUUUAUCAGGUAGAGGCGGGACGAAGCGUUAGAUUGAUAAAACAAAUUUUUGUUGUACGAGUGCCCGUGAUCCCGAAAUAUAAGUAUACAGAUCCUCUAACGAAAACGAACAAUCAAACAAAAAUAUACGCCAAAGACAAGUUGGAUACCACAAGGAGUGCGGUGGCGAUUGAAGCCGAGCUGGGGCAAACUUUCAUUCGACAAAAAAUCGAGACUGCUAUUUUCGUAGCGAGCACAGAACUAGAUGCAGAUGCAAAAGGAAAGCGUGCAAACGCUGAGUCGAAGGCAAACGCAGGGAAAAUCGCAGCCGCCAUUGACGAAUCCAGGUUGACUAUGCACAAUGAAGCACCAUGCUUCCCCAUAUUUCGGAGCCUUUGGUGCGUCGGGGAAGUCAUUUUUCACCGUUGGGAGUAUAACAACAUAAGAACAUAAGCCUAGCCGCACUGGCGGCAAGCCUCACGUGCACCAUCAGAAGUGCAGUAUGGGCCGUUCUUUGCGGUAUCUCACCAUCAGAAAUGCGAGCUGCGAAGGGCGGGGCGCGCCACCUAAAGCGCUAAAACGUAGCUCGACGCUCUAUAGAUAUAUCCGAUGUGUAAUUUUAUGCUUCGUUGCGUCAUUUCGUAUGACUGUGAUAUCGAUGAUCGCAAUUUCUGUUUCAUUCAGUGGUAUGUGCUAGCAUACAUACUGACGCACGUAGGAAAGUGAAGACGAUCACGCGGAAAAGAAAAAAGGUGGUGGUUAUGCUUAAGGGCUUAGAAGUGACGGCUUCGUUAAAUGGGACUGUGUUUCAUUGUGAAUGGUGGCGACGUUGCUCCUACUACGAACAGCUGCCACGAGACCUCGCUCGGGAAAAAAAGCAAGCGGCUCGCACAGCUUGCGUCUGCGGAUGAAACGGCGGAAAAAUUCAACUUUUUGACUCGGCAAUUUCGGGACGCAGACUUCGCUGCUGCUUCUAUGGCGUGUGAAAUGCUCAAGCGCAAGUUAUCAAGCGCAAAUGUCUUCGGGUGUGGUAGCAAGUUGCAGAAUUUUGGUAGGAGAGUCCGAAUCAUGUUGUAGUGAGUAAGUACUUGCAUAGACGCAAUCAAAGCGCGCAUAGCGUUCCUGUACGCAGGCAAGUGCGGAUGCGCCGCAUUUUGCAUGAUUACGCGGCAGACCAGGACGCUUUGAUUUUGUGCGACAUGGAGAGAAGGAGCCUUUGUAGACCCAUGUAGUGAAAUACAGACCGAGCAGUCCAUACGGGAUGAAGUUGCGCACUUUUCCAGACCCGAAUAGAUUUGUUAGUCAGAUCUUGUUGAGCAAACUCCAGCAGAAGACGGGUGCGCAAGCAGACUCCAGCAGGUGCCCAUGCAGAUCCAAGGAGGUGCGCAGCAGAAGACGGCUAGAACGAUAGCGGAACAAUUUUGCGCAGACAAUCAGGAGUUCCAUGUCAAGCAGCGCCUAUGGUCAUUAAGAGAAAACGCAGCGAGCACCACCGAAAAAAACAACGUGCGCAAGCUCGUCGUGCGGAAGUAUGCGCAAAAGUUUGUGCAGCAGCAUUCAUGGUCGAAUCAAGAGUUCUUGAAAAAGCUCAUCCCUGCCACGGUCCGGGGUGCCGACGAGGUGGCAGAGGUUCUGCGCACGGAAGCUGAAAAUUUGGCCAGUGAGGAAAGGGGGUUGUCUAAUGCCGUUUAUGGGGAGUUCAGCGUAAUCUCCGCAGCGUCGGAGGAUCUACUGAAAGAGGCGGCCCAGGAGUUGAUUAACUGGGUUGUUAAAGACGGGAAGGACUUUUUUCAGUGGGGGUGGCCACUCGAAAAUUGCUCAGAGUCUUGUCGCGGCAAGCCAGUGCGAAGCCGAGUUGUACAUUCUGUCGUGGAGUGUGCGGUGGAUGUUCUGAACGGCGACGAACGGGAAGCCGCCACAUGGGUUACGAAAGUGGGAAAAGCAGCUUCUGCCCCCCAAGCAGAAGGGGACGCCGGAACGAACGGAAACGAAAUGCUGGCGGUACUUCUGGAGAUCGCGCUGAGCAGCCGGAAAUGGAGGGAUCCGGCGGAGCAGGCGGACGGUGCUUCUGCGGUAGAUCUUGUAUCUGGAAAGACUGGAGCGAAGCUACGGAAAAUUGCUCAGGAGCUUGUGCAAAAACAACAGGACAAAGACGAGGAACAGGGGGUGGCGGCUUGGAAGAAGGCUGUGGCUGACGUGUUGACGAGGGAGCAGUUGGAAUUGAACCGCUCGCAGGAGGACGGAGCAUCCGUGGGGCCUCAGCCAGGGCAUCAUCCAGACUCUCAUGCACGUUCGGGUCCUAAUGAGGGGAAUCCACAGCCUGCUUCGACGGGAAAACCCAGUGACGGGGAACAGCAAAGCGAUGAAGUGCAGAAAGCCAAAGCGCUCGUGCGAAGGCUUGCGGCACGGCCACGCGGAAGUGUAAAACGCGAUUGGGAGCUGAGAAUCGUACCCGCUUUGGCCCGGAAAAGCACUGAAAGAGAAGUAGCCCAGGUACUAUCCGACAGCGUCUUGUUUGGGUCAGACCUUUGGACCAGCGACUGGAACCAGGCCGCCAAGGAAUUGAUCGCGUGGGACGAACAAGGCUAUGAGUGGGCGGACUGGCCGGCGGGAAAGCCUGAGUCGGCCAGCGUUGAAGAGUUGACGGAAGAAAAAGUGAAGCGUCUUGUUCAACUCGUCGUGGCUGAAAACCCAGACAAAUGGACGGAAAAAAUGAAAGGUGCAGCUCCCACAGAAGUAAAAGACGAGCGCGCGAAAGCGUUGCUGGUGGUACUGCUGGAGGCCGCGCUCGACGAGGCGUUCGACAACGUUGGCAGUGAGCUUUUCGUGCCCGCAACCUUUGUCUCCAGGAAGAACCGGCCUAAACUGGAGGAGAUUGCGCAGAAGCUUGCUGGUGAUCCGGAGAUAUGGAAAAAUUGGAUUGCAGAAGAAAUGACCCGCAAGAGCCUGAUGAAGAAAGCCGCCUCCAAAAUUUUUGUUGCUCUAGGUGGUUCUGACGGGUUCAAGAUCUCAGCCACAGGGCCUGAGAUUACCGGCGCAGAAUUACCAGACGGGCUUCAAGAUCCAAUUGCUCGGCUCGACGAGUCUGUCCAGUUUCGCAAUCCGGAUUCAUUUGCUACUUCGUUGAAAAAAAUUGUAGGUGUAGCCAUGAUGCCUGGGUUUGAAGAGAAAUGCCAGUUGAGCCGGAGAGAAAAAGAUGUCGCAGGCACAGUGUUCGCCGUGGACCCUCUACGAACACGGAUAUUUGCCCAGGAAAUUAUCGAUUGGUGCCAGGGGGAACGGAAGACGGGUGCGGGUCUGGCUCGGAAUCAGGGAGAUCAUUCGUGGAAGAGUUGGAGGCAUUGGGCCUCGGAAGAGCAGAAGGAUGUUCUACAUGCCAAAGAACUUGUGAAGCAAAAAAUCACUCGGGUGGACGGGGCGGGACACGACGCAGGGGCACGCAGGUGGGAGGGGAAACUUCUCUCCGCGUUGGCCUUGGAAAGCCGUGAAAAAGUAGCAGAAGCACUGCAGGAUGUCGAGGAGGAUCCUGUCGCCGGCGCAUCGGAGCAGCCGCACAACUGGGACAAAGCCGCCGAGGACUUGAUCGAGUGGGACAAAGAUGGCAAGGACUUGGCAGAUUGGGCGGACGGGCGGCACGAUCCUCAGGAGUCGGAUUCUCCUGAACACCAAGAACAGUCGGCCCCCUUGAGCCCGGAGACUAUGAAGCAACGCGUAAAACAUCUUGUCCAAACAGCCAUGUCGGGAGAGGGCCAGCUCAAGCAGACAUGGACGAAACGCAUGGAUGAAGCUUCGGACGCACUGAAGGCGGUGCGGGACCACGGCAACGCCCGUGGCGAAAAGGGGCCCGCGGCUGAAGCAGAGGAACUAUCCAAGAAAAAGGUGAUGGAGGUUCUGCUCGACGCCGCGGUCGAACAAAAUAUUGAGAAGAAAAAUGAUGAAUUUAUUCAAGUGAAAAAUGUAUAAGCUCUUACUUCCCCAAUUUCCAGCAUGCUCAAUAAAACAAAGCAGUUGGCGACAUUUAUUUGUGUACACACAGGCCAAAAGAAGGAACAGCAUGCGGAUUGUACUAGUUUCUUUGCUGCCCGGCGUAUAAUCGGCCGCAAGCUCGACUGAAUGAGACAUUUUUGAUUGGUGCCAUGCGAUAGAGGCGCGCCCUGCGUAUCAACGCUGGCUCUCCACGUAGGAUCUCCUAUGGCCACGAGCUGUGGCCGAGUGUGGGGAGAGGGUAUUUUAUUCAUUUUUUCUCAGGAUAAUCCUUGCGGAUCUCCUCUUCAGGCGGAACCGAGCAGUACUGGAGCAAGUUGCGGCUGAGCUUUGCUACAACCCCGGAGAGUGGAAAAAAUGGAUCGACGAGAUGCAGAAGGAGUUGGCCGAGAGUUAUCCAAGCCGAUUAAAAAGCCCACCGCCCUCCCAUACCCAUUUUCGAAAGGAGAUCUGUGACGCAUUACUUGUUCCUCAAAUCAUUCCACUCACGUAUGUGACAGUGUCCUUAGAAGUUCUUCGGCGUGGCAGACGUCUUUGCUGUCGGGCAGAGCGCACCUCGACUGGCAGGGGCUUUCACCCCCUGUAACUAAUUUAUGGGCAGUACUUUUGCGUGGGCUUGCAUGAUCAAUAUUGAGCAACUCAAGAAUCGUCACAAACCUUUCGUUGGGUCGUAAUGAGUGCUGGGCGUUUUCAUCGUGAUACGCACAAGGCGAAAUACUCGCUCAUGAAGAACUUUGGCGCAGAUAUGCUGUCUGCCUUGAAAAAUUCGGAAUCCCAGCAAAGCAUGAGAGAGGCGCUAACUAAAGCGGUAGAGGACCGGAACCCCAACAACAAUGUGCAGCAGGUGUCUUACGUGUUGAAUCUCGUAGCAAUCAGCGCGUGGUCUCGAGGCGAAUCGACCCGCAAUGCUCCCUGGAGAAAAUUCGUAGAAGACACACUGAGCAAAAACGAGGCUGCACGGGAUAAAUUGGCCACGGAAAUAAUCGCAUGGUGUCAAGAGUCUGAAGGGAGAACUUGGGAACAAUGGGCUGAGGAGGUGCGGGUGGAGCAUGUGUUAGAAGAUGAGUUGGGUGAUGUGCCGGAGGAGGGGCCCAUCUCGGAGAUGCCGCCUAGCAUUGGGCAGUCGGGGAUGAAGGAGGCGGCAGGUCGUGCUGGCGGUGCACGUAUUCCAGUGACGGGGACUGCUGACAGCACGACUCAGCAGUCAUGGGAUGAUUAUGGCUUCAACGAACUGCAAAAGGAUGUUGACGUGGUCGUUGCAAAAACGCGGGAAGACCUUGCAAAAGCGCAACAACAAUUGAGUAAUGCUUUAACUGCAGCGACUUCGUGGUGGACGUCGCCGAAAGCAGAGGAGCAGGAGGUUACAGGUGAAAGCUGGCCGCAAACUGCAGAGAGUACUAUCGUCUCACUGUAAACGCGAUUCGAGCUCCUUCGGGAUGCGCGUCAGCGUUUGCGUGAGCAUUGCAUCAGCGUGGUUUCAAACGUAGCUUGUGUACCGUUAAUCUUUCAGUAUCUGUGUCGUACAAUUUCUCUGAAGUUCACUUUGUCUACCUGUACCGCCGCCAGUUCUUUUGCAAGUGAUACCAUAGCACUGUGAUUUCAAUUUUCUCGCAAUUCGAAGUCGAAUGUCAGUCGCUAUUUCAUGGUUGCGGUACUAGGAGCGCAAGCAUUCUUCCAGGGACGUAUUUUUUACAUUUUGUCAAGUUCAUUAGUUUUUGUUAUGCGAAGGAGCCAUGGAGUUGGAAGCUUUUCUGUAGUAUAGUUUUCUCUUGAGCAUACAGCUGAAGUUUUUAUCACGACUAGGGAAAGGAAGUCGGUGUUUUGUGGUUCGAAGAAGGUAGAUUUAUUUGCUCGUUUUUUUUUUUUCUCUGAAGGUAGGUUUUCGCCAUUGUGCACAAACUUGAAACCGACACCCACACUAUUAACGAACACCUGAGCAUGGUUUUUUUUUUAUUUGGAAUUCAAAGUAUCGAAAUAAGAAUAAGGAAGGCAAUGGCAAGUAAUGAGUGAUGUUUAAGAAAUAAGGCCUGUCAUGUGAAAACUUUACCUGCUUUCAGGGCAAAGGGGUCGACUUCUUUGAGGGUUUGUAUCUAUUCAUUGAUUCAUCUUUGAUGGGAAAGACGGUCUCUUUUUACGUCAGCGAAGGCGCGAGCCUUGGUAUCAUCCUCCGAAGACAAGACGCUGCGAGCAUGAAGAGCGGAGGGUUGCAUGAUCUCUGCACUAUCGAGGCCGUGCAGCAAAAAAAAUGUUGUUUAUUACGCGUAUCACUUUUUUGAAAGAUUUCUCAAUUUUGUAUGCUAUGUCGUCGCCAAGCUGUAGCUAUGGAAAGGGUCAGGCUUUCGAAAUGAAGCUAAGUACAGGAGUAUUUGCUGCCGUGGGCGUCAAAUCAGAUUUGGACGAUUGAAAGUUUGCUGCUUGAACCAAUUCAAACGCUGCGUGAUUGUAAACCGCGGGAUAAUUUCAAAUUAUACGCGAAAAUUAUUAGGGGUUUCCGACGAACAAACAGCUUCAAUCAUAUGUACAAAGCAGCUGGCACGACGUAAUGAAAGCACCGAUGGUAAGUAACAACUUUUGCUUCAAUGCGCCGCGGGAAAAUCAAUUUUCUCGCCGCAGGUUCUGUAUUCGCA
Amoebophrya sp. A120 is the source of this 7657-nucleotide messenger RNA. The record is from the annotation of a GenBank genome assembly. Lineage: Eukaryota; Dinophyceae; Syndiniales; Amoebophryaceae.